Messenger RNA from Prunus dulcis (almond), 1536 nucleotides. RefSeq names its product pathogenesis-related genes transcriptional activator PTI6-like. The coding region runs from base 280 to 1203 and encodes 307 amino acids. The record is from RefSeq and is a predicted model, not a curated record. The transcript has a single exon. NCBI's taxonomy places the organism in Eukaryota, Viridiplantae, Streptophyta, Magnoliopsida, Rosales, Rosaceae. Gene Ontology annotation, molecular function: DNA-binding transcription factor activity; DNA binding. Gene Ontology annotation, biological process: regulation of DNA-templated transcription.
CUCCUGUUCUCCACUUCUCUCUCUCUCUCUCUCUCUCUUCCCAAACCUGCAAAGGGGUUUUAGUACGGUUUCUUAUCUGCCAAAAGCCCCUUCUAGCUAGCUGGCUAGGCGCUCCUCCUCCCGUACUCUUCGCAGGUCUCUGCUUCUUCUUUUCCAUCACCUUAUUUCUUUCCUCUUCGAUCCACUCUGAAAUCACCCUUCUAUAAAAGUUCAGAUUCCACCUAAAACCUCACUCAGUACAAACAACUCACUGGUACAGUGGUACAGUUUGUUCUGUAUAUGCUUCUUGAUGUCUCUCAAGAACAAACCUACAUCUCCAAUUUCAUUUCCUCUCCCUCAAAACCCAUGACAAGCUUCCAAACCAUCUCGUCCGUAAACCCCAUGGUCAAAUUUUCGGAGCAAGUAACCACCAUGACCAAGCUCAUCACCCACGAAAACCAAAACUCGCCUGUGAACCCGACCCAUCUCCCACCAAAGCUCGUCCGGAUCAUACUCACAGACGCCGACGCCACCGACUCCUCCAGCGACGAAGAAGACAGCGGCGUACGCAGAGUCAAACGACAUGUCAGACAGAUCAGCCUCGAGCUCUGUUCACCUUCCUCCUCCUCCUCCCCUUCUUCUUCUUCUUCUUCAUUUUCUUCGGGUCAUUCCAAACGGCUCAGAAAAGACCAACGACCCACCAAGAAACUCGGGUCGAGGUCGCCGGGAUCCGACCAGACUCGGCUGAACAAGUUCCGAGGAGUCCGCCGGCGACCAUGGGGCCGAUGGGCCGCGGAGAUCCGUGACCCGAGCCUGAGAAAACGGGUCUGGCUCGGAACAUUCGACACGGCGGAGGAAGCUGCCACUGUUUACGACAGAGCCGCAGUGUUGCUCAAAGGUCCUGACGCCGUCACCAACUUUCCUAACGCCGCUAUGACGGAAGCCAAGGUCGUUACUGACGUGGUGGUCCCGGCGGCGGAGGAGAGCUACGGGUGCGGAUCACCUACGCCCAACGAGGCUGCCACAUCGCCAACUUCCGUUCUCCGGUACGACGAGUUAACGCCGUUCGACGGUUUCAGUUACGGCGAGGUGGACGCCUUUGGGUUCGAUAUCGACCUGCCAUUAAGCCUGCCCGAUAUUAUGUUGUCGAAUAAUAACAACUUUGCUCACGACGAGUUCGGCGAGUUUGACGUCAACGAUUUCUGGGUUGACGUCAUAUGCUAAAUUCACCAGGCACGCUCACACGUGUCGGAUUCCACUGAAACACGUGGGUGCGAAGGAGUAUUUUGUAAUUUCGGCAGAACUGUGCGGGGUGAGUAUUGUGACGUGGCAUAGUAGGACUGGGAGGGGAAGCUGAGUGUAUAAUGUAGAAUUACCAAAAUGCCCAAUUAAUUUUGGCUAGUCAAACUACGGAGUGUUAUUAUAUGAGUAAAGCCGAUUUUAUCUAAUUAUAUUCGGCGAUUUUGUGAUUUUUUUUCUUUUCUUUUUUCUAUUUAUAAAAAUAUUGGUGUUUAAUUGUAAUUAAAAAAGAGUAUUAAUUUAUUUGAUAUUGUCAAU